This is a messenger RNA of Argiope bruennichi, 2870 nucleotides long. RefSeq names its product protein SPT2 homolog. Gene Ontology annotation, cellular component: nucleolus. The transcript has 6 exons. Gene Ontology annotation, molecular function: DNA binding; histone binding. The record is from RefSeq and is a predicted model, not a curated record. Bases 175 to 2367 code for a protein of 730 amino acids. Gene Ontology annotation, biological process: nucleosome assembly; regulation of DNA-templated transcription. NCBI's taxonomy places the organism in Eukaryota, Metazoa, Arthropoda, Arachnida, Araneae, Araneidae.
GGUUUUCUAUGGUGGCCAUUGUACUUCACUGUAAACGUAGCGAAUGAAAAUUGAGAUUCGUUCUAGCAAUUUCGUCCAAUAUUCAUUUAUGGAUGUAUUUACGAUGGAUACAUAUGGAUUGAAAUACAGACAGAAUUUCCGAAGUUCCUGAAAAUAAAUUUUGUUCACAUCGUAAUGGAUAAUAAUCUAGAUUUCAAAGAGCUGCUGAACAUAGCAGACUAUAACAAAGUAGAGGCAAAAGAUGAGGCCUCUGUCAAGAGAUAUAGUACUGUUCUGCCUCCUCCUAAAAAGAUGAAAAAAAGUGGUGUUCAAUCUGAUGGAGUCAAAAGAUUUUUGGAAAAGAAGAAAGCUGAAGAAGCCGCCAAAGUUGCCGAAGCACGCAAACUAAAAGAAAAGCUAUUGGAAUUGAGAGCUCAGAAUUCUAAAAAUAAUAAGAAAGCAAAAAUUAUGGCUUCUCGGACUAAAGAUAAUGAUUUCAGCAAAAUUAGACUGACAGAAGAUGAAGUAGAAUCAAAAAAGAAGAUAGAACAGGAACUCCAACGAAAACAUUUAAAAGAUAAAGUAGAACGUAUGAAAUGCCGGAUAGAAUUAGAAGAAAAAGAAAAGCUUUUGCCCAAGAAAAGAAAACGGAAAUCUAAACAUGGAGAAGAAGAAAUUAUCCAUCAGCCAGUUGAAGAAGAACCACCUGAAAAAUCAAAAAAAUUUAAAAACAAAGAUAGAAACUCUGAGCACAAACCUCAACGGCCACAACCACCUCCCAUGAGUUUUCAUGAAUUGCUGAAAGUUGCUCAAGUUAAGCAAUUUGAACCAGUUGAGAUUCCAGUUCAGAAAAAAACGGAGGAGAGACUGCUAACUAAAAGGGAGCGUAAAAUCUUUGAACAGGAGCAAGAACUGCUUCGGAGGAAACAAGAACGUUUGAUGCAAGAUGAACUUGAAUUUAAAUCCUUAAAAUCAUCUAAACAUUCCUCAGGUAGCAGUGAGAAGAGUAAAAACCCUGUUGCAGUUCAUGUUGGAAAAGACUCUCCAAAUCAAAGAAAUGAAACACAAAAGUUUAAAAUUCCAAAAAGUUCAACCAGUUUAGAUAAAAAUAUGACUAGUCCAAAAAUUGACAAAACAAAAUCAUCAAGUGAUAAAUUGCCCAAAGUUUCAUCCUCAUCAGCUCAUAAACCACCAAUUCAAAAUGGAAGCAAGCCUUCACAAAUUGCAUCUAGCACAAAACCACAAAUCUCCAAACAACAUACUAACCAUGAUCGAGAAAAAGUAUUCAAAAACAGUAUUCCCAAUGGGAAACAUCCAGUUUCUAAAGAACAUUCAAAUGAUCGAGAGAAACCAAUGAAAAAUGGUGUGCUCAAUGGGAAACAUCCAGUUAAAAAAGAACAUUCUAUUGACCGAGAAAAGUCGCUUAAAAAUGGUAUACCCAAUGGAAAACAUCCAGUAGCUAAAGGACAGUCAGUGCCUGACCGAGAGAAACUUCCUAAGCACAGUUUAUCCAGUGACAAACUAUUGAAUUCUAAACAGCAUACCAAUCAUGACCGAGAAAGACCAUCCAAAAGCAGCUUAGAAGCUCAGAAACCCUCACAAAAAGCUGUUGUGAAAAAUGGAGAUAAGCCAGUAUUUAAAAAGCCAUUACUUGGUGAAAAAACUGCUCCUAAAAAGAAUGGUGUCAAAAUUAACCCUGCAGUGCCAACACUAAGUGAAGACCAUUUAAAAGAAAUGGAAAAAAGAAUUAGGGAAAAUCUGGAGAAAGAGAUGGAACAAAAAAUAUUAGCCAAACUUGUUGGUUUACAACAAUCUGCUCCUCCCCCACCGCCACAACCAGUGCAAAAUAAGCCUCCUGUGAAAGUUAAGCCAGUUAAUGGCACACAUUCUGCUAUGAAUGGGAAAAUUCCAGGAAAGCCGGUAGCAGUAGCUCCUAGAAAAGAUGGUGAUAGACCUUUAAAACACCCUGCUGCAAGUGAAAAGCGACUUGGUCCACCACCACCUCCAAAACCUAAGCCAUUUCAUCCUAAUCCAUAUUUGGAACCUCCAAGAAGAAGAUUAGAACCACAAAGACCACAGAAACCAAUGAAACGAAGAAUAGAAAGUGAUGAUGAAGAUGAUGAGGACGACGAUAUGAGUGAUUUUAUAGAUGAUGGUCCUUCACAGAAUGAUGAAGACUAUUCUAAAUACAUAAAAGAAAUAUUUGGAUAUGAUAAAAACAAGUAUAUUGAUGAUGAUGAUGAUGAUAUUGUCGAAUCAAGUUUUGUUGAACAAAUGAAGGAAGAAACUCGAAGUGCAAAACUUGGUUUCCUUGAAGAUUUGGAAGAAGAAAAGAAACUCAGAGAAAUGGAAAAGAAGCGAAAAAUGAAGAUGAAAACGAAAAAAUGAUUUUGUACAUAUGUAUUAUUAUAUAUUUAUAUAUAUAAAUUUAUAAAUAUUAUAUAUUUUAUAUUUUCCCCAUUGUGAUACCGGGAAUUGUUUCCCACAACUAUCAAACAGAAUGGAAUUUGAUUUUUAAAUCUGCAUUGUCAUUUUUCAUAGAAUUAAAAUAAAACAUCAAAAUCAAAUCGUUUUGAAAUGGUCUUAUGACUUUUGAUUGAUUUCAUUGUUGUAGUUUGAGUGAAAAGUUAAUGAAUCUCAUUUGAGAUUAAAUGCCAGCAUAACUGCAUUUUUGUUAAGUUUGAAUUUGAUAGAAUUUGUAUAAAAUUUUUUGCUAUUGUUUAUAUAAUCAUUUAUUUAUAUUUCCAUUGUGAAAUUUAUUUUGCAUGGAGCCCACAGAGCACUUAUAGCAAUAUUUUCUGUCUUGUACUGCUUUACUUUCAUAGAAGAAAUGUAUAACAUUCAUGCAAAAUAUUUUUGCAGACCAAAAAUUUAAUAAAUGUGAAUUUUUU